UAUUGCGAAUAAUUAUACGAAAAUUUAUUUUAUUUAUUUAACGAUAGCGGACAUAUAAAUACCAGAUAAUUUUUAAAACAGCUAACAGUAUUCUUGAAUUAUAAACUUUAACGUUUCUUCUAAAGCUGAAUAUUAUUAACGAAAAUGAGCCUGAUCCAUUGUGUAGCUGUAUAUCUGAUAGCUGUUAUGCUGUCUUGCGUAAUGGUCAAUAAUGCUCAAGUCGCUCAGAGUGCUGAGGCUAAUGUCGCUUCCAAUUUGACCCAAGCGGCUGAUAACGGUACCAAUACAGCAAAUCAAACUACUAACGUCAGCCAAAACCUGACCAAUUCUCAAAUGGCUGCUGUACCAACUACUGCAAGUGCUCCUAGUGGGACCGAACCCUCGUUGAACAGUAGCAAUCCUACGGCUACAAUGAUGCCCACUGUCAGUCCUAUGAAUAAAAUGCUUGAGAACCCUAUGUCUGCUAUGACUGGGAACCCUAUGCUUGGUAUGGCUAUGAAUACUAUGUCUAAUAUGGUUAUGAAACCUGUGUGUGAUAUAAUGGGCUCAAUGAAAGAAAUGAUGGGCACCAUGUUAUAGACCAUGGGCAUAUGAAUUCCAAUGAACACGGCGAUAAAAACUAUAUGACAAAUCGUAGUGAUUAAUCUUAUUCAAAAGAUUAAUACAUUAUUUCAUAUUACUAUUGUUUAUGAAUUGAUUCAAGUAGUUUAUAUAUUAUACUGUGAAAAAUGAUUCUCACGAAUAAACAACUUUAAAUAAUUAGUAAA
This is a messenger RNA of Microplitis mediator, 767 nucleotides long. RefSeq lists its product as uncharacterized. The transcript is spliced from 9 exons. The coding region runs from base 145 to 579 and encodes 144 amino acids. Lineage: Eukaryota; Metazoa; Arthropoda; Insecta; Hymenoptera; Braconidae. The record is from RefSeq and is a predicted model, not a curated record.